UCAUUCACAAAAACAGUUGGAGCGUGGCACGUGAAGUUAACGAACGUGACAAUUCAAAGCUGAAGCAACGGUGAACAACAAAAUCGAACGUUAGUCGAGCGCAAAAAACUUCAACAAAACCAAAAAAAACUCGAUGUAACUGAAAACUAUUAGAAACCUAUUGCAUAUUGAUUGCCAUAAAUAAAGGGAGGGAGGGUAAUGUGGAAAACCAAAACUAAACUAAACAAUCCCAAAACUGAAACUAAAGCAAAAAAGAAAGGAAAAUGCAAAUGUGUUUAUUCGAUUAAAACUCAACGUCUGCCCAUAAAUCCCAUACUUAAAAUAAGAAAAGAAAACUGAGCAAACAAGAAUUUUGUGAAUUAUUUGUGCUUGCUUUGAAGUGCCUUUUCAAGCUCACCCCUCCAAAUUAAAACUUCAGUGUAUUGUCUUUCUUAGGAAAGGGAAGCCAUAACUUGCCAGAUAAAUGAAUGGCAGACAGUAAUUGAUUUACAAUUAAAUUUAUUGCUCUAACAAGUUUUAUUUAACAAAAAAACUAAAAUUCUUAAAGCGUCCCCUCCAUCGCAAACUGUGCAAUAAUUAACGAGUGUCUCAAUUGAUUUGGAUUAAGGAUUUGCACAAUGUCUUUAUCGCUGACAACACGUCGUCGCGACAAGACGUUGUCUAACACUAAAAAUAAGUGGAGUUCACAACAGCAGCUGUCGUCGGCACUGGACAAAAGUCAUCAGCAGCAUCCUCAUCAACCGGUGCGCAAGCAAAGAUCUUUUAUAGAGUCGUCAUCGUCUUCGAAGUUUCAGUCCUCAUGCAACAGCAACAGUGUCGGCAAUAGCCGGCCAAAUUUAACUCGUGGCCUGUCCGUAGGGCGAACCCAGGAUAUUCAACAACGCCUUGGCACCAACAAACAUAUUUUACGAAAAACCUCUUCAAUUAACACCUACAACAGCAACAACGGGCCAGCAAUAAAAUCUCCCCAAUCAAAUGAUUUAAUUAAACGAAAUAUAACAGCAUGUGGCCAACUCGAUAGACCGUCGCGUAGUGUACAGGCCUGGUCAUCGACAUCGUCAAUAUUGAAAUCUUUGGAUAAGGAAUUGGCCCAGCUAAAUAAUAGUUUGGUUAAAUCUAAAGAUAUACGAAACGACAUAGAAAUUGAUAGGCUUUCAAGUAUUUCGAAUGUUACCAAUGGCAGUUUGAAUAAACCCACUAGCAAAACCAAAACCGAUUCUGGACUCUCGACGGUGGUAACAGCGGCUAAUACAAAAUCCAACAAAACUUCUUCGAAUACAAACGCGUCUAAGGAAACGGAAGCGAACAAAGUCAAUUUAAGCAUUGUCCUUUCACAUGCUUUGAAUGCAAGCAAAGAGAAUGAUUACAUACUCUGUGAUCCGGGUGAUGAAGAUGAAAGUGAGGAUACCUCAACGGACAGCGAAAAAUUAGGAUACCAGAAUUCUGAAAGAAAAUCUUCUUUACCAAGGGAUAGUAAAAAACCUGAAUCUAUUCUUAAAAAUACCAUUACACCUGCUCAGCAAAGGAGAGCCCUAUAUCAAUCCAGCAAAUAUACGGAACAAAGCAAUUCCAUCCAAACAGCACCCAUUGUCAGUGGUCCACAAUCUCCAAACUCUCAGCUACCUUUUAACUUCCAGUCAGCUUUAACAGUACAAAGGAGAGCACCGUUGGUACGUGCUAUGUCGGCACCAGUACGCAGUAUCGAUGAAAAUUCCAAGGGUUCAUUUUUGGCUAACAAACGCAAACCAAGGCGUCGUAAAUUGAAUACACGCACCAUUACCUGUGAUCGUGAUUCUUCACCAUCCGAUCAUUUGAAUAAUGUCAAUGACUUGAACUUAGACCCAAAAUCUGCCGCCGGCAAAAAAAUUUUGCAACGCUCAAGAUCUGUAGCGCCCGAUGUAAUUACCCUAGUGUCACUGAUAAGUUCGGAAGGCUCCGAUUCCGAAAAGGAAGAUUGCCCCUCAACGCCCACUAACUCGGACUGUAAUAGUCCGACGAGAAGGCCACCAUCUCUAAGGAAAUCAGGAAAAUCUGUUUCUUUCCAGGAGAACUAUCCACCGACAUUUCAAUUUGCCUCGAAAGAAUAUUCGCAUAUGCUUCGCAGAGGUUCCAUAGCGCCUCUGGCAGCACGUAUCAAAUCAAACCGACCACCGACAGCGCCUCCUGUCUCAAUAUUUCAUUCAAACAACAACAACAGCUCAACAAAAUUACCAAAGAAUAUGAAUGAAGAGGACGAAACUGGGGUUCUUGCGGACGAAAACCGUAAUGAUGAAACUCCAACAAACACCACAACAACUACCUCUAAAAAACCUCUCGAGGAGGAAAACUAUCAAUAUCCCGAAUAUGUGCGUAGUAUAAAAGAGAGAGAAUGUUGGAAACUAUUUCAGAAAAUGUCGGCAAAAGGGGUUAACAUCACCUACGAUACCAUAUUGCGUGGCAUGUUAACACCAACAGAGUUUCGCCAAUUGCAGAAACAGCGUGAAGUCGAAGAAGCUAAGGUGCUCAAGGAAAGCGAAGAACUGCUGCCUACCCAAAGCGAUGAACAGGCAAAAGCUAAGAAAAGCCCAUCUAUUGACAAAUUAACAGAAAAUUUGUUGAAGAACUGAAAUCCCCAAGGAAAAAAAAAACAAUUCAUAUUUCUUCUAUUUUUCUACUUUUUGAGAUAUGUAGUGAAGGAGCACUGCCAAAAAUCUCCAGGAUAACUAAAAGUACACCGCCGACAGAUUUUCCUAUAGUUAGCAUAGUUUUGCACGGUAGAAAACGGAAUGUAGGGGAUAUGUUUCCAGAAUUUGCUACAUGGCUGUUUUUGAAUAUAAAAUGGUUCCAAUGCGCCAUAGCUCGUAAUAUCCCUCUCAUUAAAUUCCUAUUUUUUCAAAAACGAAAGCACUUGUUGAACACAUCACCGAACACCAAAAAUUCUUUUUUUUAUAUUCUAGCGUUUUUGGAAAUACUAAAAAUAAUUUUCAAUUAAG
Molecule: messenger RNA, 2972 nt
Organism: Stomoxys calcitrans (stable fly)
Lineage: Eukaryota; Metazoa; Arthropoda; Insecta; Diptera; Muscidae
Product: general transcriptional corepressor trfA
Exons: 4
Coding region: 618-2606 (662 amino acids)
Source: RefSeq, a predicted model, not a curated record